UCGGAGAACUAGGAUACUUGUUUUUACUGAAGGUGGAAAGUUAUAGUUAGACGACGUUCGAAGUUCAAUGGACUUUUAGUGCCUCUCUAAUUGGUUAUUAUUGAGCAGAGCCGGUUUAAAGUUGCUGUCGCGAAUCAUAGCAUAUCAGGCAUAGAUAUUGCAGAGCAGUAUAGUGGUAAUCACGUUCAAAUGUAUGCGUGUCUCUUUUGUAGAUGUAGUAGUGAAACUUGGGGGAAAAUAUGUGCACUCUUACCCCGGUUGUUAGUUUUAUCAUUAUUUAGCCGUUUUACCCAAAUCAGUUGGGUAAUAUUUUCAUAUGCAAUCUGAAUAGCCUUUGAAUUGGCGUGCAUUUUUGUGUAUGGAAAAAUUCAAGCUAGUGUUCGUGUGAUGAAAUGUCACUUAUCUCUAUAGGCAAAAGGAUGCCGGCGCAGGUUGUAAACAAAGAUCUACAGAAUGAACGCAACAAGUGUACGUUCAACCAGGAAGAGUUCACUCUCUGGUGGGUGGGUGGAGAGGAGCAACUGAAAGAGAAGCGAUCGAGAGAAAGCUACUUCGAAAGUCAACCGGAGUUCCAGGACAAAGUCCCACUCCAUUUUGCUUCCCAUCAGGAACUGUACGAGGAAACAGUUCGUAAAGCUACGGUCAUCUUUACUAAAGUGAAGAAACUUCUGACCGAACAGGGAAAAUACGAUGAGAAAAAAUAUGUCCACUUCAUGGAAGCUCUUCUCGGCACAGGUUUCAUCAAGGAGGGUAAUCCCCUGGGAAUCCACUUCUCCAUGUUCAUCCCGGCGAUAGUGGGUCAUGCUAGCCCCGAACAACAAGACCAGUACCUAAAGAAGGCGCUGAAUUGUGAAAUCAUCGGAUCAUACGCGCAAACCGAACUGGGCCACGGAACAUUCCUGCGAGGAUUGGAAACGACCGCUACUUUUGAUCCCCAGACGGAUGAAUUCGUAAUCAACAGCCCAACGCUAACCUCGUACAAAUGGUGGCCCGGAGCUUUGGCGCAAACCGUGAACCACUGUGUCGUGAUGGCGCAGCUGUACUCCAACGGAAAGUGCUACGGUAUCCAUCCGUUUAUGGUGCAGGUGAGGGAUUCGGAUACGCAUAUGCCAAUGCCGGGAAUCGACAUCGGAGAUAUUGGAGACAAAAUGGGUUACAAGGGCGUGAACAACGGGUACUUGGGGUUGAAGAACGUCCGCAUUCCUCGUACCGGCAUGAUGAUGAAGAACGCUAAGUUGAUGAGGGAUGGAACCUAUGUGAAACCUUCUUCGUCUGUGCUGGCCUACGGUACGAUGGUGUUCGUGAGGGUGAUCAUCGUUAGGAAUAUGGCACAGUCGUUGGCAAAGGCGGCCACCAUUGCUGUGCGGUAUUCCAGUGUAAGACGCCAGAGCCAUAUCAAUCCAGAAUUACCGGAAGUACAAGUCAUCGACCACGUGACUCAACAGGCCAAACUGUUCCCCCUGGUGGCGAAGGCAAUCGCACUGAAGUUGACUUCGGACAAUCUGUGGCAGAUGUAUGAACGCACGACGUCCGAUUUGAACUCCGGCAGUCUGGAUCGUCUACCGGAGUUGCAUGCCAUUGCGUGUUGUUUGAAGGUAGUGUCCACCUCGGACACUGCCACGGGCGUCGAAGUGUGUCGAUUGGCUUGCGGAGGGCAUGGAUAUCUAACGUGUGCCAACUUCUUGAACUAUUAUAGCUUGGCUUCGGCUGCGUCGACUUACGAAGGCGAGAACACUGUACUGCUGUUGCAGACUGCAAGAUUUCUAGUCAAAAUGUGGAACCAAGCCGUUCAGGGUAAGCAGUUGAUGCCAACUGUCGGAUAUCUGCAGAACUACGUUGGCAAGCAGGUUCAACAGUUCCCCUGGAGCGAUUCAGUGCCGGUGAUUAUUUCCGCAUUCCAGGCGGUAGUGGCCAAUAAGCUGCGCAUUGCAUGUCAGAGUAUUGAAAAACGCAAGGCUAAAGGUGCCACUCCGGAGGAGGCAACCAAUAUGACCGGAUUGGAGCUGAUUCAGGUGGCCGAAGUUCAUGGCCGUUGGUUUGUGCUGCAGUCGGCUUACGAAAUGUUUGAAAAGGCUUGCCAGAAAGCAUCGGCGCCGUUGGUUUCGGUUAUGCAGAAUCUGUGCAAGCUGGUGGUUUAUGAUGAGGCGCUGAGAAUCCGAGGAGACUUGCUGAGGUUCACUACUAUGACCGAAACCGACCUGGUUAAACUGGAGCAGAACUACGAGGCAUGUCUACAGGCUCUUCGUCCGAAUGCCGUCGGCAUAGUGGACGCUUUCGACUAUCCGGACUUUGUGCUCGGAUCCGCUCUAGGAGCCUACGAUGGCAAUGUGUACGAACGGUUGUUCGCCGAAGCCAUGAAGAGUCCGUUGAAUCAGGAACCGGUCAAUAAAACGUUCGAGCUGUACCUGAAACCGCUGAUGAAGUCAAGACUGUGAGAACUAUAAACGAUGGAUUGAAACCGAGACUUAAGUAUACAUUUAUCUGGGAAAGGGUCUAGGGUGCAAUAAUAACACAAGCAAUUAUUCGUUUUACUGAA
Aedes albopictus (Asian tiger mosquito) is the source of this 2536-nucleotide messenger RNA. Its product is annotated as probable peroxisomal acyl-coenzyme A oxidase 1. Gene Ontology annotation, molecular function: FAD binding; acyl-CoA oxidase activity; fatty acid binding. The transcript has 8 exons. Bases 393 to 2435 code for a protein of 680 amino acids. Gene Ontology annotation, biological process: lipid homeostasis; fatty acid beta-oxidation using acyl-CoA oxidase. NCBI's taxonomy places the organism in Eukaryota, Metazoa, Arthropoda, Insecta, Diptera, Culicidae. Gene Ontology annotation, cellular component: peroxisome. The record is from RefSeq and is a predicted model, not a curated record.